UCUCGGGAAUCGUCUAUUGAAAGUAUUUCCGUGCAGCCGAACACUACGACGAACUAAUUCAUCAUGACUGGCCGUGGCAAGGGAGGAAAAGGUCUGGGUAAGGGAGGAGCCAAGCGUCAUCGCAAGGUGUUGCGCGAUAACAUCCAGGGCAUCACCAAGCCAGCUAUCCGUCGUCUGGCGCGUCGUGGAGGUGUGAAGCGUAUCUCCGGACUGAUCUACGAGGAAACGCGUGGCGUGCUGAAGGUGUUCCUCGAGAACGUGAUUCGCGAUGCUGUGACGUACACGGAACACGCCAAACGCAAGACCGUCACCGCCAUGGAUGUCGUGUACGCUCUGAAGCGCCAGGGCCGCACGCUGUACGGAUUUGGAGGUUAAGAAGCGGAAUUCGGACGACGACGCCAUCACGCCUCGGGAGCGAUGGUCCCACAACACAACCGGCCCUUUUCAGG
Molecule: messenger RNA, 449 nt
Organism: Anopheles stephensi (Asian malaria mosquito)
Lineage: Eukaryota; Metazoa; Arthropoda; Insecta; Diptera; Culicidae
Product: histone H4
Exons: 1
Coding region: 64-375 (103 amino acids)
Biological process (GO): nucleosome assembly
Cellular component (GO): nucleosome
Molecular function (GO): protein heterodimerization activity; DNA binding; structural constituent of chromatin
Source: RefSeq, a predicted model, not a curated record